Microdochium trichocladiopsis is the source of this 1919-nucleotide messenger RNA. RefSeq names its product Sodium/hydrogen exchanger family-domain-containing protein. Gene Ontology annotation, molecular function: sodium:proton antiporter activity. The transcript has 5 exons. NCBI's taxonomy places the organism in Eukaryota, Fungi, Ascomycota, Sordariomycetes, Xylariales, Microdochiaceae. Gene Ontology annotation, biological process: sodium ion export across plasma membrane; proton export across plasma membrane; regulation of membrane potential. The record is from RefSeq and is a predicted model, not a curated record. The coding region runs from base 1 to 1755 and encodes 584 amino acids. Gene Ontology annotation, cellular component: plasma membrane.
AUGCCUGCCCUUGACAUCAUCGAACUCAACACUGUCAUCUCAGUGUUUGGGGCCUUUAUUGUAUUAUUCGGGUUCUUGUCGGUCAAGCUCAAGCGCCAAUGGUACCUCGGUGAAGCCUUGCCGGCUGUCUUUCUGGGCAUCAUUCUCGGCCCUAUCGCCGCGAAAUUCAUAUUCCCAGAACGAUGGGGCUCCGCGUCGCCUGACCAAGUGUCGCCCAUCACUCUGGGCGUGAUGAGAGUCAUGAUCGGCCUGCAGCUCGUCAUCGCGGGAUACCAGCUGCCCGCCAAGUACGUGUGGCACCACUGGAAGGAGAUGGUCAUCUGCCUUAUCCCCGUCAUGGCCAUCAUCUGGGUGACGACGUGCCUCUGCGUGCUCGCCACCAUCCCCAACGUCUCGCUGCUCGCCUCGCUCGUUCUCAGCGCCUGCGUCACGCCCAACGACCCCAUCCUCUCGCAGGCCAUCGCCAAGGGCCCCUUUGCCGACCGCUACGUCGCCCGCCCCUUGCGCGAGAUCAUCUCGGCCGAAGCCGGAGCCAACGAUGGGUUCGCCUUUCCCUUCCUCAUGCUGGCGAUAUACUUUAUGCGCCACUCGGAGGUCCCAGACACGCCGGCUACGGGUGGCAUAGUUGCCCGUGCUGCCGAGGUGGGACGGCUCGGCGGCGGACCACUGCUCGCCCUGCAGAACUGGGUCGUCGAGACGUUGCUAUAUGUCGUGCUCCUGGCCAUGGUGUACGGUGCUGUGAUCGGGUUCUUGUCUGGCCAAGGUCUCAAGUUCUGCUUGAGAAGGAAGUGGAUUGACGAGGAGAGCUACGUGCUGUUCCCUACGGCCAUCGGUCUCUUCAUUGUCGGCACCGCAGGCAGUCUUGGUAUCAGUGACCUUCUCGCCUCCUUCUGUGCCGGCUGCGCGCUCAACUGGGAUGGCGAGUAUCUUGCUGAGACGCUCCGCCGCCAUGACGAGGUCAACAACUGCGUAGACGUCAUUCUCAACUUUGGCGGAUUCAUGUAUCUCGGUGCGGUCAUGCCGUGGGCCGAGUUCCACCAGCCCGAGACGACGGGCAUCACGCUACCGCGGCUGUUAGGCCUGGGCAUCAUGGUGCUCAUCUUCCGCCGCAUCCCGGCCAUCAUGCUGACCUACCGGACCAUGAAGAGCACCGUCACCGACUGGAAGCAGGUGUUCUUCUUUGGAUACUUUGGUCCCAUCGGUGUCGGUGCCAUCUUCUACGUGGAGCACACUCGUCUGCACCUCAUGCCCAGCCUAAACGAGGCCGACGAAGGUGAAAGAGUUCUGCUUAAUGCCAUUGCUCCAGUCAUCUACUGGCUCGUCCUGUUUAGUAUCGUGGUCCACGGCCUCUCGGUGCCUGCCCUGAGCUUGUUCUACAAGUACUUUGGCGCCAAGCGCAUCACCGACGACGCCGUCUCUGUCCGGCGCAAGAGCAUCCACGCGCCACGUCCAGCUAAUGCUGUAGAGGGAGACUCCGAAUAUUUCAUCGCGUUCAACCGCUUCUCGCGGCCCGUGUUCCCAGUGGAUCUGCCCAUGUCGAGGGCCGUGACGAGGGAGAAGGAGGAGAAUGGCUCGGACACGUCAUCGGAGUCAGUCGAGGAGCAAUGGAAGGAGGAUCAGAGAGGUGCUACCAUGGCAGGGUCUCAGCUAGGUGUGCCAAUGUCGAGAGCCGUGACGAAGGAGAGCGCGAGGUCUGCUCGAUCACCCGGUGUAGAGGGGAUUCAGUGGAAAGACCAGAGGAAUACCUGGGUGUGAGCUCGCGGAAGGUAGAUGGUCGGGAAUUGACUCUAGCCUCACUACCCAAGGAUAGAGAGAGCGUCAGAAGAAGCAUAAUUUGGCGAGAUUGGCGUUGGCUAGAUUUGCGCUAGUCUCUCCCCCGAAAGUUUGUGGUAGGAAACGCAAGACGAUACUUAUCCACG